Colletotrichum chrysophilum is the source of this 324-nucleotide messenger RNA. RefSeq lists its product as uncharacterized. The transcript has 3 exons. The coding region runs from base 1 to 324 and encodes 107 amino acids. NCBI's taxonomy places the organism in Eukaryota, Fungi, Ascomycota, Sordariomycetes, Glomerellales, Glomerellaceae. The record is from RefSeq and is a predicted model, not a curated record.
AUGAUCCGGCGGAUUCAUGACCUGGCUGCCAACUGGGUCCAGGGAUGGAUAUCCAACUUCCUCUUUGGAUCGAUUCUCGUUGAGAUUCCUCUUCAUUUCAUCGCUGGCUUCAUGGCCGCUUGGUGGCAGUCUCUGUCCGGCGGCUCCGUUCCCGCCAGAAGUAUCCUCACGGGGCUUCAGCGCCUGGGCAUGAUUAUUGAACGCCUGGGUCCCUUUGCAGACAUGCUCGGGGUUUGGUUCUGCGACUGGAUCGGUGGACUCAUCUCUACCAGUCCCCUCCUCGGCACGAUAUGGCGAUUCUUCAUGAGGGGUCUCUUUUUCUAA